CACACACACACAGACAAACACACACAGAUAAACACAUUCAGCACGUGCCUGGCUGUUUGUCCGUCUGUUUGCCGACGCCAGAGGAACAGAAGAGGAUCCAGCAUCCAAACAGCAGAAGCUCUCACCUGAAAUUCAACAAAGGACUAUAGUGUUAGUGUGAUAUUUUUUCCCAGUCGGACCAUGGAUGCAACAGAGUUUCGUCGCAGAGGAAAGGAGAUGGUGGACUAUGUGGCCGACUACCUGGAGAACGUAGAUCAGCGACCGGUCUACCCAGACUUGGAACCAGGGUAUCUUCGUUCCUUGAUCCCCAGUGAGGCUCCACUGGAGCCAGAGAGUUAUGAUGAUAUAAUGAAAGAUGUGGAGAGGGUCAUUAUGCCGGGGGUGACCCACUGGCACAGCCCGUACUUCUUCGCCUACUUCCCAGCUGCUUCCUCUUUCCCCGCCAUGUUGGCCGACAUGCUGUGUGGAGCCAUUGGCUGCAUUGGAUUCUCCUGGGCUGCCAGUCCGGCCUGCACAGAGCUGGAGACAGUGAUGUUAGAUUGGCUCGGCAGGAUGCUGCAGCUGCCUGAGUGUUUCUUUGCCGGAACUCACGGUCAUGGAGGAGGUGUCAUCCAAGGCACAGCCAGUGAGGCAACCCUGAUGUCGCUGCUUGCUGCUCGUUGUAAAGCAAUCCGAAGGGUUCAGGCAUCAGUGCAUGAAAAAACAGAGGCUGAAAUCUUCUCCCAGCUGGUGGCGUACACCUCAGAGCAGGCUCAUUCCUCGGUGGAGCGUGCGGCUCUGAUUGGAGGAGUGACGAUGAGGAAGGUUCCUACAGACAACAGCUACGCUGUCAGAGGGGAUAUGCUGAAGAAAAUGGUGGAGGAGGACAAAGCAGCUGGACUUGUCCCUUUCUUUUUUUGUGCGACUCUCGGCACCACUCCAUCGUGUGCUUUUGAUCAGAUCACCGAGCUGGGGCCCAUAUGUAAUGAGGAAAAUAUUUGGAUGCACAUUGAUGCAGCUUAUGCUGGGAGUGCAUUUAUCUGCCCUGAGUUUAGGCCUUUGUUGAACGGCGUCGAGUUUGCAGACUCGUUCAACUUCAACCCACACAAAUGGCUUUUAGUCAACUUUGACUGCUCUACAAUGUGGGUGAAGAAGAGAGCAGACAUUAUUGGAGCCUUCAAGAUUGACCCACUGUACCUGAAACAUGAAAACCAGGAGUCAGGCUUGGUCACAGAUUAUAGGCAUUGGCAGAUUCCGCUGGGAAGAAGAUUUCGCUCACUUAAAUUGUGGUUUGUCUUCCGUCUGUACGGGCUCACAGGCCUUCAGUCUCAUAUACGCAAGCAAGUAGCCCUGGCCAAAGAGUUUGAGAGUUUGGUACGAGCCGACAAGAGGUUUGAGAUCUGUGCUGAGGUCAUCAUGGGACUGGUCUGCUUCAGGCUGAAGGGCUCCAAUGAGCUGAACCAGAGCCUGCUGAAAAAGAUCUCAAGGAGCAGAGAGAUCCACCUGGUGCCUUGUCAGCUCUCUGGACGCUUUGUCCUGCGCUUCGCCAUCUGUGCACGAACCACUGAGUCACGUCACAUCCAACAAGCAUGGCGGCACAUCACGCAACUGACCUUUGAGCUCCUGCAGGAAGAGUCCAGCCAUUGACCAAAAGGCAGCCAUGCGGCCCACAUUGCAGACCAAAGUUAGGGUGGAAAUUUCAGAGUUUCAGGUUGUGGAUGUAAGAUGUCACAAAGGGAUUGAAACAGCUCGCUUAGCAGUCACGUGUGUUUGUAUCAGCAACCAAGCAGUAAUCAUUAUUUUGCUGAUAUUUCUUUUUUGAUUUUGCAAACUUCUGACAAAUCUGCAAAAAAACUGUGCAUUACAGGAAAGGCUGCAGCUUCAGAAUAUUACAUGUUCUAUCUGCAAUUAAGCUUUAAUCUGUCACUGCUUAUAUGUCAUUGUCCUCAUUGUCCUUACUGUCUAUGCCGCUUCUGUGUCUUCUGUGUAUAAAGUUUGGUAUAUGGGGUGAAGUCCAGGUUUGGUUGGGUAGAAUCAUGGAAUAAGUGAAGGUUUUGAGUUUUGCGAUGAAUGUUCUGUGUGCGUGACUGGAGUUCAUGUGUGUCUGCAAUUUUUCUGUGGGUGUUUGUACAAAGAUGUCUUUUUUGUGUAAAGUGUUACAUUCCAAUGAAAUGAAUGGGUUGUGAAAGAUAAAUACAUCAAAUGAAUACAUAUAUAUAUAAAUAAUAUACAUGAUUAAUAUAUUGUUUAGGGGGCUUCAUAGAAAGUUAAAAACUUCCAGCCUUGCUCAGAGUUAGCAGGUUAAACCCAUCAUAUAAGUGCAUUUAUUUAUGGCCUCUUUAGCAAAAGCAGUUAUGCUGAAUAUAUAAUGGCAGGCAAGGGCCUAUGUUUUUUAUUGAUUUUAUUUUUUUACAGAAUAGUUAUUGAUUCAUGUUGUGUCUAAUGCACAGUGAGCAAGAAUUUCCCAAAACUGUAGCACAAGACAAUCACUAUUCUCCUGUAAGUCUGUGGAUAUUGUGUUACUUUUGGGGCACAUGGGGCCGCUAUUUAUUUAGUGAGCUUAUUCACAAUCAUUAGAAUCAUGAUGGGUAUGAAUUUGUAACAAACACUUAAGAUAAUCGCCCUGUCCUAUAUUGUGUUAUGUUUCUGCGCUUAAACAUAUAAAUGAUCAAAUGAGUAGAGUUUAAAAAAAGUUGGGUAAAUGGUGCACUUAUUAAAUGUGUGGUACUGCAUUCUAUCCAGUGCUGAUUUGGUGCAGUUCAUUCCAGUCAAACAUUGUGCGACAUCAUCACACAUUGUUGUUAAUUCAUAGGUUUGUGUCAAAUUCAGCUGCUGUAACGGAUCAAGAUGCAGUUUUUUUUUUUUGCUUCACUGUGCUGCAUGCAAUG
Messenger RNA from Paralichthys olivaceus (Japanese flounder), 2867 nucleotides. RefSeq names its product dopa decarboxylase (gene ddc). Gene Ontology annotation, molecular function: aromatic-L-amino-acid decarboxylase activity; pyridoxal phosphate binding. The record is from RefSeq and is a predicted model, not a curated record. Lineage: Eukaryota; Metazoa; Chordata; Actinopteri; Pleuronectiformes; Paralichthyidae. Gene Ontology annotation, biological process: amino acid metabolic process; serotonin biosynthetic process; catecholamine metabolic process. Gene Ontology annotation, cellular component: cytoplasm.